Alternaria hordeiaustralica is the source of this 2625-nucleotide messenger RNA. RefSeq lists its product as uncharacterized. The coding region runs from base 1 to 2625 and encodes 874 amino acids. The transcript has 2 exons. NCBI's taxonomy places the organism in Eukaryota, Fungi, Ascomycota, Dothideomycetes, Pleosporales, Pleosporaceae. The record is from RefSeq and is a predicted model, not a curated record.
AUGGCCGACCGCAGAAGUGUGCGGUCUGCAAGCCGGCGCAAAACACCUACUCCACAACCACCGGCCAAUGCGCCUGCACAACAAUUCGGACGCGCAUCGCGAGCGAGAAGUUUGCGCAGCGCCAGUCGCGAAGUAGAGGAUUUUAUCGACAUCCAGAAGCCCACACGUCGAAGCGCGCGACAAGCGAGCGUGACUACGAACGAUGGAAGUGAACAUGAGGCACCAAAGGCGCGCAACACAAAGCGCAAACCCGCGAAAGAGCUGUUGGGAGACCUCACAGUGGUUGAGGAAAUAGACACCGAGAUUGCCCUUGAGGAAGACGAAGUCCCAGGUACACCAGCGCGCACCGAGCCUGACGUAACCUUCCGCUCACCGGGCGCCGCCUCCGAGAUGUCCGGAACCACUGCCAUCACCUCCUUCAGCAUGAUAGAGGCCGAAUUCCUGGAGCCCAGAUACAUCGUCAAGCAUCUGCGCAAGCUAUGCGAGGCUACAGAGGAUUUUCUGGAGCACAUUGCGCCAAAUCACGCGGCAAUAGACGAUGAUCUGCAAAACAUACAAGAGAUGCGAAAACCCGGCUCAGUCUACAGCAAAGAUUACCAGGACUUCGAAGACGAACUGAACACGCAGUUGAAGCAUUACAAAGGCGAAGAACACAGCUACAUACACAUCAGAGCAAUUCACCGCGCUCUUUUUGGGACAAGUGAGGAUGUCACAGCAUCACAGAGUGGCCUCGAUCUGAUCCUCUACCUCACCAAUCUACUGGUGUUAGCGAAGCAGAUAAUGCAUUCAGAUCGAGAUGAUAAGAGUAUGUGGGAUGUACUACGACAACUAGACAUUUCGUUCCCGACUCAGUUUCUGCAGUCGCUCGAUUCGGACGCGCAACAGUCAGCUGCAGGAGAGAGUGCGCUAUACAAUGAGACCUUUGAGCUUGCGCUAGAACUGCGGACACAACUAGCAAUACUCGUCCUUCAGAAAUCGACCGACAACCCCAGCUUUGAUCCCACAGAAACAAUGGAGGAGGUCUUCUUUCGGUCUGACUCGUCACAGUCGGUAGAAGCUGGCUCGCCGAUCCGUGGGUGGAGCACAGCAGCUUUGGGCGGUGACGAAUCAGCGCUACCCGAAGAAUUCGAGGACCAGAUUGUGACCCGAGUAGACCAGAUCCGAGCCUCUUUCUUCUGGGAUGGGCAAGAUAGCCAAGCUGUUGACUUGCAACAACUUAAGUCAAACUUUCCGUGGGUGGCAACUGUUCUUCGCCUGUUAGAUUGGGUGCGUCUUCGGCACAAGGAACUCAAAACGACCGUCGAUAAUCUUGGAGGACCAAACACUAUCAUGCGUAACCUCAAAGAAGCCCUAGAGGAACCUCAGCACGUCACUCAAACAGCGCCAUCUGCUCCACGAGAAUCAUUGCGUAAAAAACGAACUUCGUUUGGACGAGACAGGCGGCGCAGUAGCCGUAAAUUUGACCCAAAUGCGAAGGUGGAUUUGCGUGCUAUUGAUGUUUUGAAAGAGAAAGAACGUGAUUCGGGUGUACAUCUGGAACUCGCGGCUUCUCAGCCUGAUCGUGAAGAGACUCUUGUUCAGCAACCAGUUGAGGAGAUGGAGAAUGAGCAACCGGGAAUGGACGACCAGCCACAAGACGAACAACAGACCAUGGUCGGAAGCGACACGGCUUCUCAGCAGGAGCAUGAGGAUAUUCCUCAAGCGAUCGAAAAAGUGCAGAACGAGCAGCCAAGGACGGAAGACCAACAGGAUAAUAUGCAGGUGGUAGAUGAAAGCGACGGACCGCAGCAGCCCGAUGAGGAGCAGUCUGAACAGCAACAACCCCGACAACAAACGGCGGAAGAAAACGGAAUAGAAGAGCCCGAAGAACCAGUCGAAGAGCAGGUCGAAGCACCUCAAGCAUCAGGCCCACCGCAAAGCUCAGCAGCUCUACUAAAAGCUCUAAAGGCUGUUCCAAAGCCGCAGAAAGAGAACCGCCCAGUAUCAAUAUUCGAUCGCCAACCAACAGCACAGCGCAUCGAAUUCGGCGACGGCUUCGACAGCACCCAGCCAACACCUGGCCCGUCAAAUACAGCCAAAGGAAAGCAACCCGCAUUGCCAUCCCCACGCAAACGUAAGCGCGUAAUCGACAUCUCCGACUCAGAAUCCGACGAAUUCGAAACCGCAGACCGCGGCUUCCGUGCCCCAGAACGGCGUCGCAACGCGCCCGUCUCAAAGAAACAGCGCACCGCAGAACCCAUACCCUCUUCCUCCGCAGCACCAACUAGCCACCAGCCCCCUCCCCGCCCAGAAUCCGAACAAGAAGAAUCAAUCUCCGAAAUCUCUGCGCCCUCCAUGUCCGAAGAACCGCCCUCGUCAACCUGGCCCGACCAACGGCGACUCGCAAAAGAAAACCGCGCUCUCGAAGUCACCACGCAAGAACGGGCGGCCGAACGCAAAGGCCGCCAGAAGUGGACGGACGACGAGGAAGACGCGCUGAUACAGUAUAUGAACAUGUACCGGGGGAAAUACUCGAAGAUUCUGCAGCAUGAUCAGGAUGAUCAUGGGCCGAGGAGGUUGAUCAAUAGGAAUCAGGUUAAUUUGAAGGAUAAGGCGAGGACGAUGGCUUUGCAUAUGAUCAGGUAA